GGCCAAUGUUUAGGCGGCAGGUACCGUACAUGCUCUCCGUCCCGCCAAUGAGGUGCUAGUGGGCGGGCCUUACAGCUCCUCUAACGUAAGCGUCGUUAGCAGAGAGAAGAAGGCGAUUCUGGAAGCCAUUACGUUGCGCACAUUAAUUGACGACUGUUUUUGCGUAGAAUACGCACAAUUACUAAGCGUGCGACUUAAGCAAUUAUGGCAUCGGCGUCCAAAAAGCGAAAAAUGAAUUUUUCGGAGCGGGAGGUGGAAAUAAUAGUGGAAGAAAUAGAGAAACAAAAGCACACACUGGUUAACCACUUCAACGCCGGAGUCACCCACAUGGCCAAGAACGGCGCCUGGAUGGAAAUCCUGAAGAAGGUGAACGCGGUGACCACCUGUCCCCGAGAGCUGCCCGAGGUCAAGAAGAAGUGGUCCGACAUGAAGACCGAAGUCCGGCGGAAAGUAGCCCAGGCACGAGCGGCCAUCGAGGGCACGUCCGCCGACUGCAGCUCGGUCCCGGUCAUCCUGACAGCCAUGCAGCAGAGGAUCUGUAACCUGCUGGGUGAAGCCACCAUCAUCAGCCUGCCUGCGGGGGACGCGGAUGCUGAACUCACGCUGCCGGUGACGGUGAACACCGCGGUCACGCUGAGCGACUCUCUUGCAACUGGUCCGGGAUCUGUUUGUGAUGAGGCAAAGUCACUUGGUGCUGAAACAGCGUACCACACUCUGGAGGAUGGCAGUGUGGUGGAGUACUGCACCACCACGGUGGGUGACUCAGCGCCCACCGUGGUUACAGCCGUUGAGGCUCCCGUAGAGGUCCUGGCUUCCACAUCAGCUUCUUCGCCACCGCCACCUCAGGGUCAGGCCAAACCCCAAGAGCUGAAGAGCCGCAUCGCUCUGAACUCUGCCCGCCUGCUGCAGGAGCAGCGAGUGACCAACGUGCAUAUACGACAGAUUGCCCAACAUCUGGAGGGCCAGAAUGAGUUGCUGCAGAUGAUGCGACGGUCCCAGGAGGCUCAGGCCUUCGCUCAGGAAAGACAGGCUCAGGCCCUGGAAGGGACUCAAGCUGCCCUGCUGGCGCUGGUCCAGAUGCUGAGGCCUGCCCUCAAAGACCUACGCAAAUUCCUGCAAAGUGGAACAGAGAUGGUCAAUUCCAGCAGCACGGUAGAAGGAUUGGUCACGGAUGGAACUGUAACAGAGCAGAUCAUUCGACCUAAAACCCCAACAGAUGCCGUUCAGAACACGGAGGAGAACCUUUAGCAUUUGUGUAUUUUGUAUGUGCCUGUAAAUUACAGUUAAGUUGCCUUGGGACGAGAUGAGCUGAGUUUUCCUCUCUGACUGGUCACUGAGCUGCAUGACGCAAAACUCUCGUGGGGUUUCCCUUUGAGUGAGCACGAACUUGUUGAACAUUUAUGUGAUGCUGAUCUUUGACCACGAGAGGUCAGUGUGCGCGCGCAAGUUUGUUUCCUGUGGCCCCAGCUGUUUAUUUACAGCCCGAAAUAUUGUGAAAAUUUCAAGUCAAUACUGAAAAGGUAUGGAAUUAUUAUGGUCACAAAGCGUCUUCCAUGUAGACAAUUUAUCCAGAAAAAAUGUAGCCGAUUAAUGACUGACAGAAAAAAAAAAAUCAUGACCAUGA
Messenger RNA from Synchiropus splendidus (mandarinfish), 1624 nucleotides. RefSeq names its product nuclear apoptosis inducing factor 1 (gene naif1). The record is from RefSeq and is a predicted model, not a curated record. The transcript is spliced from 3 exons. Gene Ontology annotation, cellular component: nucleus. Lineage: Eukaryota; Metazoa; Chordata; Actinopteri; Syngnathiformes; Callionymidae. The coding region runs from base 205 to 1248 and encodes 347 amino acids.